Molecule: messenger RNA, 489 nt
Organism: Zasmidium cellare ATCC 36951
Lineage: Eukaryota; Fungi; Ascomycota; Dothideomycetes; Mycosphaerellales; Mycosphaerellaceae
Exons: 3
Coding region: 1-489 (162 amino acids)
Biological process (GO): translation
Cellular component (GO): ribosome; cytosolic small ribosomal subunit
Molecular function (GO): structural constituent of ribosome
Source: RefSeq, a predicted model, not a curated record
AUGGCGACCGAAUUGACUGUCCAGAGCGAGCGCGCUUUCCAAAAGCAGCCGCACAUCUUCCUCAACUCCAAGCGCCAGAGCGGCAAGAGCAAGAGAGUCGGAAAGGGUGGCCGGAGAUGGUACAAGGACGUCGGUCUGGGUUUCAGGACCCCCAAGACCGCCAUUGAGGGCUCGUACAUCGACAAAAAGUGCCCGUUCACCGGUCUCGUCUCGAUCCGUGGCCGUAUCCUCACUGGCACCGUCGUCUCCACCAAGAUGCACCGUACUCUCAUCAUCCGCCGCGAGUACCUCCACUUCAUCCCCAAGUACUCCCGUUACGAGAAGCGCCACAAGAACCUCGCUGCCCACGUCUCCCCAGCUUUCCGUGUUGAGGAGGGUGACCAGGUUACCGUUGGCCAGUGCCGGCCGCUCAGCAAGACUGUCCGCUUCAACGUCCUGCGUGUUCUGCCAAGAACCGGCAAGGCCGUCAAGUCGUUCAGCAAGUUCUAA